CAUAAGACAUCCCAUGCAAAAUCACCCUCAAAGUCCUGCAGUGUGUCCCAAUCUCCGCCGUGUUGUCCCCUCAUCUUAUCAUCUCACUCUUUCUGUGCACACUGCGUGACCCCAAUUGCUCCCUUGGCAUUUGGACAGCCACGACAGACUGUGUGAGGAGGCGGAAAAUCAGUGGUGGAAAAGGCAAAGCUCACGAAGAAGCUCGCGUUUUUUUCCUCCAGUGCGGGCGAGUGGAAAAGUGAAGUGGCUGCCAUUGGGUGAAUAAAGUGGAGAAAUACAACGAAUUCGAUAUUCACCGGUGUAAUUUCUUCAGUACACAUCACUGAUGUGAAAUGUAUGUAUAGAAAUAACACUCUCCACGCCGAUGUGAUAAAAUUAUCUUCGCAUUUUUAUCUGCACGCGGAGAAGGACAUUGUGAAGACUGAGCGGAAUAUCGGACUCUUGUGUGAGUGAGUGGAGAUGGAUAAAUAGUUGGUGUCACGAAGAUACUGAAAAAUAGAUUAUGGAGGGAGCAUCGUGUGAAGUGCUGAAGUGAGUGCAGUAACAUUGGGCAGGCCAACGAUGAAGGAAGAACAUGCAAAAUCGCCGGCAAGGGCGAAAAGUCAGCAGAACAUCACGUCGGACAUUCUGCUGCCGGAUAGUGUGCUGGAGAAGCUAUACCAGAACUAUUCUAUCAAGCAGAAGCGGAGCGGACUCUUCUGCUUCCUCCUCACGUCGCUCCUCUUUGAUCUGUGGGCCAUUGCAAUUCCGCAGGGACAGACUUUCUGGAGUUUAGGAUGUGUGUGCUUGUUCCUCCUUUCAAAUGUGAUUCUCCUCGUGGUGCUGAUAUUUGGUGGAAAGUUCAAGGAUACCGUGUGGAGGUUCGCACCAUAUCUGGGAUGGACUUUUGCCUUCCUCCAGCUCGCCCUGCACCUCGUCCUGAAAGACAACCUCAUACCGAAAGACUCUCUAGGAUGGGUGAUGCUUCUCAAUUUCCUUGUCUACAUAAUCCUGCCAGUGCCCAUGAAAUAUCACCUGAUCUUCUUUGGCAUUGCCACUUUCUUCAUGUACACGGGCGUCAUUAUGGGCAUGGCGCAAGUGGAUGCCGAAUUCUGGAGACAGGUUCUAGUGGACAUGGUGCUGAUCGUGGGUGCCACUCUUGUGGGACUAUUGUGUUACCAUUUGGGUGAAAUUAAGCAACGACGCGCCUUCUUGGAAGCCAAGAAGAGCCUCGAAGUGAAGAUGCUUAUCGAGGAGGAGGCCGCCGAGCAGGAGCGACUCCUUCUCUCCGUUCUUCCCGCUCAUGUGGCAGUGAAAAUGAGACAGGAUUUGGGAUGCACAGAUUCGGAGCAAUUCAAGAAAAUUUAUAUGAGUCGCCACGAAAAUGUGAGCAUUUUGUAUGCCGAUAUUGUGGGUUUCACAGCCAUUUCCUCCACGUACUCAGCCCAGGACCUCGUGAAGAUGCUGAACGAGCUAUUCGCGCGAUUUGAUCGAUUGGCAGAGAAAUACCAGCAGCUGCGGAUCAAGAUCCUGGGCGACUGCUACUACUGCAUUUGCGGAGCUCCGGUGGAGAUUGCGAAUCAUGCCUCACUGUGUGUCUACAUGGGGCUGUCCAUGGUGAAGGCCAUAAAAUAUGUCCAGCAGAAGACCCAAUCGCCGGUGGAUAUGAGAGUGGGAAUCCACACUGGGGCCGUUCUAGCGGGGAUCCUGGGUCAGCGGCAGUGGCAAUUUGAUGUGUAUUCGAAGGAUGUCGAAUUGGCCAAUAAAAUGGAAUCCAGCGGAAUGGCAGGUCGAGUUCACAUCAGUGAGCAAACUUUCAAAUUUCUCAACGGGGAGUUCGAAGUGGAGCCAGCUUAUGGUGAGAAGAGGGAGGAAGCUCUGAGGAUUGCCGGACUAAAAACAUAUUUCAUAACUAAAGUUCUGAAACCUUUUGUUCCUACUGCCAGCGAGGAGAAGAAUGGAACAACGAAAUUAGGCGAUAUGGUGCAGAAUUCCUUGGAAUCUGAUGCACUGUCUGAGACACUUCAGGAGGAUGAUCAGCCAAAGGCCCAAACUGCACAGGAGAGUCACGAUGUGUCGCCCAUGUCGGAGGACAAGCAGAAGGAGGAGGACUUUAAGCAGAGACUUCAAAAGGAAUUAGUCAGUCGUGAUGGUCAUGGGGAUUUGUCGAAGCAUAUAAAUAUCCUGUUAACAUUUCGCAAUAAGAAUCAUGAGGCAGCAUAUUCGGCGUAUCGGGAACCAUAUUCAUCAGUGCCACUGCUCGCAUGCCUCGUCGUGUACUUCUUGGGCAUCACUUAUUACCCCGUGGUGCUUCCAAAAACUGCUCUUCAUUUUGCACUCACACUGGCGCCAUUCCUGCUCAUCUUCCCAUUAGUCUUCAUAUCCGUGUCGGAGAGCUUUUUCCUCAUUUUUCCUGAUUGGCUAGUGAGUAUAAGCAGGAAAUUCAAUGAUCUCAUCUGGCUGCGAAGGACAGCGACUGCCCUGGUCAUCAUUCUUAUCGUCUUGACUAACUUCCUUGCUAUGGUGGCUUUUGCAUGUCAGUGGGAUAAUUUCAGCGGCACUGUUAAUGCUACACUUCAUCAACCCAACAAGUACCGAGAUUUGGAGAUGUACUUUCCAUCCUACUUCACCAACUAUGCCGUCUUGAUACUCAUAGGAACCUCAAUCUUGGCACAGCUAUCGCACGUAGUUAAAAUACUCUUCAUUGUCACAAGCACAGCUCUUUACUGCUUCGCAAAUAUCUUCAUGCUGGAGAGAGAACUCCAGAGAGAGCAAACUGCUUCAUGGACAGCAGAUCUGCCACUGCGAUUUAUCAUCUCUGCCCAGUUAGUUGCAAUCUCUGCGAGUCUCUCUAUUCUGAGCCGCCACUUUGACCGGGAGGAUCGCGUAAUAUUCAUGUGGAAGAUUGAUGUGGAAGAGGCGAAGGAGAAGGCCAGCGACAUGAGACAACGAAAUGAGCAGCUAGUGUACAACAUCCUUCCUGUCCAUGUGGCGGCCCACUUUAUGGGCAACCGAAAGCGCUCCCAUGACGAUCUCUACUCCCAGAGUUAUGCUGAAGUGGGCGUUCUGUUUGCCAGCAUGCCUAACUUCUCGGACUUCUAUUCUGAAGAUGCAGUGAAUAAUCAAGGCCUGGAGUGUCUCCGGUUCCUCAAUGAAGUCAUAUCGGAUUUCGAUGCGCUCCUGGAGCUGCCACAGUUUCAGGACAUCAUCAAGAUCAAGACCAUUGGGUCAACCUACAUGGCGGCUAGUGGACUCAAUCCCUCGCGCCAGGUGCAGCCUGAUGAUCCCAUUGUUGUCCGUUGGAAUCACCUCGCGUUACUGGUGGAGUUCGCCAUUGAACUGAAGAAGGCCCUCCAGGGCAUUAAUGAGCAAUCCUUCAAUCACUUUGUGCUGAAAAUGGGCGUCAAUCAUGGCCCCAUAACAGCCGGUGUGAUCGGAGCCAGGAAACCGCACUAUGACAUUUGGGGCAACACUGUGAACGUCGCGUCGCGAAUGGAGAGCACCGGCAAGGCGGGAGCCAUCCAAGUCACUGAGGAGACCACGCACAUCCUGCAGACUUUCGGGUACACCUUCGAGCAGCGUGGCUUGGUGGCUGUGAAGGGCAAAGGUCAACUGAUGACAUACUAUCUCCAAGGCAAGUCUGCCAAACCUCCGCCCAGUGCAACACCUGUUGAGCUCACAAAUGGCUUAGUCGCGCCCCCAACCACCCAGUCCGAGGGGGCGGCGGCGGUGGUCAGUGAGGGUAUGGAGAAACCCGAGACGGAGGGCAGCAAAGGCGCCAUCAAAGAGGAUGACAGCCAACCGAGGGAGAUUCUUAGCAAUAUAAUAAAUUCGGCAGCAGCGGAGGAGGAAAACCUCGAGCCAGACGCACGGACGCCUCUGCUCACGGACAACAAUAAGGCUGUCAUCAAGCAGGGCGACAUGUAGGAUGAGCGGGGAAUGUAGUGAGUGAAUCCAACCAAUUUAUGAAACAAUCAGUAGAACUUUUUCCAAAUUAUCCAUCAGAAACAUCACAAUGUUUAUUUGGAAAAGUGGCGACAUAGCACAACAUUUAUUUUCCGACCUGCAGUGUCUGCCCAAAAAUGGUGUGACAUGAGUUUUCUUAUGGCAAAUCGAUCAAUUGACGAUGUAGAUUGUGAACAAAAUUAUGUGUCGACUCUGUUUUGUAAUGUUCUUUUUUUCAGAAGCAUUUAUUGUACCUAAAUUCUGAGGUUUAGGAAGGAAAAAUGGGGGAAAUAUUUUUUUGGCAGAUACUGCACACAUAUGAGAUGAAACAUGUAGUAAAGAAAAUGGGAAUGACUCAAUUUUUAGCCUUCGAAUAAUUCUUAGGGUGAUGUUAGCAGAAGAUAUUUUAAGAUUAUACUAGGAUAAUAAAAUGAAGUAGUGAAAUUUCUAAUAUCUCAUGAUUUCUCACAGGCCUCUCUCCGAUUUCUUCACUUAACUUACCCACAAUCCAAAAGCUCAUUAAAGAUCAAAGGCUUUAAUUGCAUAUUAAUAGGAAUUUUCACAUACCUAUUUAUCGAUUUAAUUCACUGACAUGAGAUUUAUUUCCAUCUAUAAAAUCACUCCUAAUAUACUCUCACAGUGAUAUAAGCUAUUUUUGUAUUGUACAUUUUCUCCUUCGCCAGCAAACAUUGGCGCGCAAAGAUGAGGAACAAAUUUGAGAAGGGAAUAUUUUGAAAAUUCUUCAACUUAGUGAUAAUUUUGCGAACACCUUUUAGAAUAAGUAAGAUAAUAGAUUAUAAUGUAUGAGAAGUACUCGAUAGUCUCUUUACGAAAGAAUAAUAGUUGAAAACAAACGACCACCGAAGAAAUUCUCAAUGGAACUUGUUUAAAAAAAUAUACCAAACUGGUCAGAAUACACCAAAAAUUGAGAAAAAAAACUGCUUUCUGAAAAGGUAAAAUUCGAGGGGUUUUGUACUGAAGAUUUUUGUAUGAAAUCACCUUUGCCAAAAUUCACAUAUUUCGCACAAUAUUCCACGAAAAUACCAUUAAUAACCAAUCGAAUUUAACAUAUGGAAUACUUUUUGGAUGGAACCUUUCAAGAAUGGACACACGAUCCAAUAUUUCAGACGUGAUUUUAAUUCUUUGUCAAUAGAUGAACCCCUCUGAAAUAGCAAAAGAGCUGAAACGACAUGAGAAAGAGAGAGAGGAAGAAUAAUAGGAAACUGUACCCUAAAACUUACAAUGCUAAAAAGAUUAUAAUAGUGAUGAAAAA
Messenger RNA from Phlebotomus argentipes, 5197 nucleotides. It is a transcript of the gene Ac3, whose product is annotated as adenylate cyclase type 3. Lineage: Eukaryota; Metazoa; Arthropoda; Insecta; Diptera; Psychodidae. Bases 562 to 3906 code for a protein of 1114 amino acids. Gene Ontology annotation, biological process: adenylate cyclase-activating G protein-coupled receptor signaling pathway; cAMP biosynthetic process; intracellular signal transduction. The transcript is spliced from 21 exons. Gene Ontology annotation, cellular component: plasma membrane. Gene Ontology annotation, molecular function: adenylate cyclase activity. The record is from RefSeq and is a predicted model, not a curated record.